UACCUUUUUCCGCUUCCUUCGUUGAUUCCGGUGACGUAGCCACUUGACGCGGGUCCAACUGGCCAUAGUAUUGGCGUGUGCACCUCGUUGGCCUCGCCUUCGCCGCUGCACUUGGCCAAUCCGAUUCGUUUCGAUCCCGUCCGAUGCGCCUCGUCCGUGCAGCAUGAGUCAUCCAUCGUCUCCGCCAUCCGCAAUCCGCAUCCGGCGAGGCCAGCCGACCAUCUAUAAAAGAACUGACGGCGGCGGCGACAAUUUUAUAAGAAUUUCGGACUCGAACGCAAGCGAAUCGUUGCCCUAAUCCCGGCGAGAAAUGUCUCUGGUGCCCACCACAUAUCGCGAUCUGGCGCGCGAAUUUGAUCGACCACGACCGCGCUACCAGCCACCGUAUGAUUUCCAACUUUAUCCGUAUUUGUGGGACGAUCCGCGAGUCUGGUGGCCAGCACAUCAUACCAACAGGAGUGAGUUUUUCCGACCCCUGGAUGAACUGGUGACGAGACGCGUGAAGAAUCAGUUGAUCCAAUCGACGCCCUACGAAUGGGCCCAUCCCAUGAGGUGGGAUAACUACUAUUCCGGCGAGCGAGUCCACGUGGAUGAGAAGGGUUUCCGGAUUGACAUAGAUGUCCGGCAGUUUCAUCCCCACGAAAUUGUGGUCAAGACCAACGACGACUAUGUCAUCGUCCAGGGCAAUCACAAUCGCCGGGACGAAGGCUCCAAUGGACUGGUGGAAAGGCACUUUGUGAGAAAGUACCUCCUACCCCGCGGUUACAACGCCAACGAGGUCAUUUCGGAUAUAUCCAGCGAUGGAAUCCUCACCAUCAAGGCUCCACCUCCUCCGCCAGCCAAGUAUUAUACUCCCGGGGAGCGAUUGGUCCGAGUCCAUGAAACCGGAAAGCUGGCCCUGCCCUGGAAAUAGAUAAUCUGUUCAAAACCAGGAAACCAAACAGUGAAUGUUUAGCAAACCAAAAACGCCACCCAUCACAAGCGCCUUACUCAAGGUGAACUAUUUUCGGACGGCAAGCAAGUGCAGCCGAACAUUGGAUUUAAAUUGGAUUCAAACAUAAAUAAAAUACAAAUUGUACUCGUAGGUAAUAUAUAAAAUGCGCAAUAAAUAUUUAGUAGAAACA
Messenger RNA from Drosophila gunungcola (fruit fly), 1124 nucleotides. Its product is annotated as heat shock protein 27. The record is from RefSeq and is a predicted model, not a curated record. Lineage: Eukaryota; Metazoa; Arthropoda; Insecta; Diptera; Drosophilidae. Bases 311 to 913 code for a protein of 200 amino acids. Gene Ontology annotation, molecular function: protein folding chaperone. The transcript has a single exon. Gene Ontology annotation, biological process: protein refolding; response to heat.